UAAAGGCUCUGAAAAAGCAAUGCAGCAGGCAGUUAAGGUAACGUUUAAACGCCCAGUCAAGCCGGAUGAGGAGGCCUUUAAGAAGUCUCUUUCUCAGAUUGAUCAGGAACUGAAGCAGAUGACAGAAAAAAUUGAGAAUAUUCGGGUAAAAGAAGUUAGAUUUAGAGAUAUAGGAGGUGUUAAAGUGCGAUCAAAAGAUAUCCGGCAUCAGUUGGAUGAAAUUCGGGAGAAACAGGCAAGAUUGAAGUUGUCGAAGCAAAAAACGGUAGAUCAAGUGAAACAGAUGGAAGAAGCUAUGAAAAACAAGAUUAAUGAAGUUCAAGCGAUGAAGAAGAAAUUGCCAUUUAAAUCAGUAGAUGAAUUGGAUCGGCAUAUUUCGGAACUUGAAAAAGCGGUGGAUUUAGGGAUGUUGAAAUUGGUAGACGAAAAAAAGUAUUUGUCGGAGAUUUCGAUGCUAAAGCGAUUACGUAAGUCAUUUAUGGACCUUGUGUUUCAGCAGUUAUCUAUUGAUUCGGACAAGAAACGGAUUGUGGAGAUUAAAAGUACAUUGGAAGAUCCGGUUUCAAAAGCGUUAUCUGAACAAUAUGAUAAAUUAAAAGCAGAGCAGAAUAGUUUACGUCAGGAACAAGAUAAUGUGUAUAAAUCUCAGAAGAGUUUGUAUGAGGAGAAGAAUUUGUUAAGUCAAAGGAAGAAUGAAAUUUAUGAGAGGAGAAAAAAGCUUCAAGAUGAAUAUUAUUCAAGUUUGCGUAAGUAUCAAGAAUAUGAAAGGGAAGAGAAGCAGAAGGCUUGGGAAAAACGAAAGUUGCAGCAAGAUGAGUAUAAUCGAGAAAAACGAAAACAAAUUGCGGAUCGAAUAUUGGAAGAAGCGAGUAUGCCAGCAUUUCUUGAAGAAAUUUAUACAUGUGAAAAUCUAGUUCGUUUUUUAGAUCCAUCGGCAGCUAUUUCAGAAACACAUUCUUUGGAAAAUUCUAAUUUGCCGCAAUUAAACAUUCGUACUGUAUUAGAGACGGAUGAAAAUUUUGGGACUGUUUUGAAAUCUAAGGCUGAACGUGAGGAUUAUUUUAUUUGUUGUAACGAGAAGAAGAGCAAAACUAAUAAACGUAAUAAAAGACCUUCAUCAGCUUAUGUAAAUGGAACUGGGAAUUUUAAUAUUGAUAUGAAUAUUUUACAGCAAUUUUCUUUUGUUAAUGUUACUCCUCCAUUUAAUCACAGUGAAAUUCCAUCUUGUAUUGAGAAUUUAAAACAAAGAAUGGUAUGGUAUAAAGAAAAUCAGGAAAAGACUGUAGCAGAACGUAUUGAGAAAGCCAAAAAAGAAAUUGAAGAGUUAGAAGCAAAAGCUUUACAGCAGAAUCAAGAGAAAAAGCAUGUUCAGAAAAAAACAAAUGAUAUAUCAAAAAAAGAAACAGCUGAUUCUUAA
Pneumocystis murina B123 is the source of this 1417-nucleotide messenger RNA. RefSeq lists its product as hypothetical. Gene Ontology annotation, biological process: intracellular mRNA localization. The transcript is spliced from 5 exons. Bases 20 to 1417 code for a protein of 465 amino acids. The record is from RefSeq and is a predicted model, not a curated record. Gene Ontology annotation, molecular function: mRNA binding. NCBI's taxonomy places the organism in Eukaryota, Fungi, Ascomycota, Pneumocystomycetes, Pneumocystales, Pneumocystaceae. Gene Ontology annotation, cellular component: nuclear outer membrane-endoplasmic reticulum membrane network; endoplasmic reticulum; ribonucleoprotein complex.